Messenger RNA from Myripristis murdjan (pinecone soldierfish), 1510 nucleotides. Its product is annotated as ADP-ribosylation factor-like protein 14. The record is from RefSeq and is a predicted model, not a curated record. Gene Ontology annotation, molecular function: GTPase activity; GTP binding. The transcript is spliced from 2 exons. NCBI's taxonomy places the organism in Eukaryota, Metazoa, Chordata, Actinopteri, Holocentriformes, Holocentridae. Bases 141 to 884 code for a protein of 247 amino acids.
CCUUACUGAAAGCCAAUUGAUUACUGGAAGAAUCCCGUCACAAUCUGGGGGGAGGAGCCUCUCUCGCUCUGUGUACAUAAAAGCAUGCUGAUGGGCACCCGGUCUCAGCAAGAGGCCAGACACACUGAGCCAACAGACAGAUGAUACACACACAGCUACAGUCAUUGGAUGCAAACAGCUUAGCUUACACAGUUAUACAACAGGAGGGAGCUCUAGUGCUUUCAAUAAAAACACUUCAGACAGGAGAAUCUGUAUUUUCAGACAUGGGCGUGCACGGCUCUAAGACCCAAAAACAAGCACAAGUCCUGAUGCUGGGCCUGGAUGGGGCUGGGAAGACCACCUUGCUCUACAAACUGAAGUACAACGAGAGUGUGGUUACUGUGCCAACUGUGGGCUUCAACGUGGAGAUGCUGGAGACACAGCAAAGUGGGCCAGGCCUCACGGUGUGGGAUGUGGGUGGCCAGAGGAAGAUGAGGCCCCACUGGAGGCACCACUACGCCGACACGGCUGGACUAGUGUUUGUGGUGGACAGCUGGGACCUGAGGCGGCUGGAUGAGGCUCGCAAGGAGCUCCAUCAGGUCCUGAGGUACCAGAGUCUCCGAGGAGUUCCUCUGGUGGUCCUGGCCAACAAACAGGACCUCCCUGGAGCUCUAAGCCCAGCAGAGCUGAGCCUGAGGCUGGACUUGAGCAGAGUGUGUGGCGACAGGUCCUGGUACGUCCAGCCCUGCUCUGCCACCACCGGCUUCGGACUGGAGGAGGGAUUCAGGAGGAUUGUCUAUCUGCUGAAGAGUUCAUUAAAACAGUCUCAAGAGGACAUCAAGAAUAAGCUGAGGUCCAAGGGCCACACCGUUAUGGAAAUGAAGCCAGUCUUACGCCGCGGCUAAUAUGAACUGAUUCAUUAUGUGAUGGUUUUCAAAUCUCUCACAAAUGAGGAUCUUCCUAACCGACCUGUGUAACUCACCAACAAACGGCCUGGCUGUGGCAUCUAUCUGAGCCAGACGAGAGGAGGCAGCAGUCAGAUAGAUAAUAUUAGCACAGUACAGCGUGUUCAGUGUUAAUCUCUGCGGAGAGAAGCACCUUCACUGUGACGAGGCCAGGACAAAAUGUGUUUGAGCAGCGGUGAUGAUGAGGAUGUUGUGUAUAAUCUUGGAUUACCAGGAUAGUUAUACACAACUGAGAAAACAGCAGGUUUUCUCAGUGAGCUGCCAUGAGCGUCUAAAAACAGUGUCUGAUAUAAUCAAAAUAUUGGAAACUGACUGUAGUUUCUGUGGCGUGGUGAAGUGUAAUAUCCCCAAUGUGCACUAUGUUAAGCACUUAUUCAUGUUUUUUUUCUGUGUACAAUCUAUCUAUUGAGUUGUUUUGUUUAGGAUGAUAUUGUGUUAAUGCAGUUUUUAUAUCACAGCAUUGAAAAAUAAAAACUUUAACAAGACAAACAUGAUUGGCUUUCAUUUCACAUGUCUCUGUUUUUCCCAGUUGCAGAUAACAGUUUUAAUUCUGUCUGUAAAGUAGG